GACCUGAAAUCUAUUGUCUGCACACCAUCAGAGUUGAAGAUGUUUUUAGUGUUUCCGGAUGAUGUUAAUAUCAUAGAUGUAUCUACAGAUUUAUGUGCUAUCGAUGCGAAUAAAAUACCUCAAUUAACACAGUAUUUACAAGAACAACUGGAUAUAGCUGAAAUAGUCCGAUUGAUGGGAUUAUUCGAGAAGUUUAAGGAAAUUUUCGACAGUGAUUACAAGUAUCCGGUAUCCCAGGGUUUCAAUGACGUAGCAGACAUGAUGGAUCUGGUGUUUAAAUCUCCGUCACUUCUUAAAUCCAUCGAAUCUAUGUCGACAUUAAAGAAUAUUCCUGAUAUAAUACGCAAAAUGCCAAAGUGGAUAAAAAUGUUCGAGAGUGCAAAAGAUAGCUUGAAACCUGUUUCUGAGUUAGUGACUAUGCUGAAUCCGAUUAUAGAGCAGAUUGAUCCGAACAAUAUGAUUUGGCGUAGUAUUAAAUCUGGUUUUAAAAUGGUCAAUAGUUUAGUUGAUGUACUAGAUGGUAAACAUAACGGUAGCCAGGAAAUGAUGCUAACGAUCAAUGAAUUUCUGACUGACGUGGAAAUCACAUUGGAUAAUAUGUCUCCUGAUGCUACUAUGAUACUCCAAUCUCUGUCCAGUAUUAAAUUAGGAAAUAUCUUUGAACAGGCUGUUGCAGGAACUUUAUCUGAUAAGAAAGUAACAGACUCUUUAAAUGAGAUACAGGAAACAUUAGAGAAGACAUCAUUAUGGAAUAUUACGGGUCCAGCUGUAUCAUUAUUAGAUAAAAUGAUCAGUAUGUUUAAUUUGACUAUACAUCAAACACAAGGUCUGGAAGAAGCUGUCCAAGAAUUGGUAGGAACAGAUGGAUCUCUUCAAACAAGUUUAAAUCAACUCUUAAGUAAAGGACCAAAUGUUACAAAAGCUGUUCUUGAUGCAUUUACAGAUUCCAAGUUACUGGCGAAAAUGUUUGAACAAUCUUUUUCGUAUUCGUCAAUGUGUAACGGUGUUAUACAGAAAGUUAGAACAGAAAUGGGAGAUUAUGUUGCCACUGAAUUAAACGGAGUAUUAUGCAAUGCAGAUAGCUCUGAAGCUGUACAGAAUUUUCUUUCUACUUUAAAUUUAGAUAGAAUAACAUUAGUUAUGAAUGAAACAGUUCAACUUAUACAGUAUCUGGUAAAUGAUAAUAUGGAUCUGUACGAUCAAGUCAGCUUAUCAACACUCUACAUGUCCAUUAAAGAUUUAAUAGAAACAUCCAUGAAAUUUAUCCACCGUACCAAAUGGACAUGGGGUGACAUGUUUUCAGGGUUUAAGACAACUGGUAUAGACUUACAUCGUAGAGAAUGGUAUCCAGUCGUUGACAUGAUGAAUGAAAAUUAUGUUGGAACCAGUAUUGUUGCUAUGGCAAGAGGUUUUGGAGAAGCUAUGUAUAAAUCACCCCUAGUGGAACCUGUAUCCCAAUAUGUUCAUAUGGCUGAACUGUUUGUUGAAUAUGGUUAUAAUCACAUGAAAAUAUCCGCAGAUACGUAUGCCACAGAUUCUACCAUGGGUCAGUUAGUUCAAUAUGUUACCCAAAAUGCACCAGAAAUAGCCGGUGCUGCAAUGAACAUGUUAGAAAAGCCAAAAGUGGUGUAUGAGUUAAUUGAAAGUGAUAAUCCCUACAAGACUGUAUGUUCUGAUAACUGGAUGGAUGCAAUGAAUGUACCAUAUUAUGUUCCAAUGGAUAAAAUAGAAGAUCUUAUAUGUAAGACAGACUGGAAUAUCAUGAUUGAAAAUCUUGUCUAUAUAAACAUGGGUGGCACUGAUCAAUUAACCAAGGACUGGGGUGUUAGUUGA
Messenger RNA from Patella vulgata (common limpet), 1833 nucleotides. RefSeq lists its product as uncharacterized. The coding region runs from base 40 to 1833 and encodes 597 amino acids. The transcript is spliced from 11 exons. The record is from RefSeq and is a predicted model, not a curated record. Lineage: Eukaryota; Metazoa; Mollusca; Gastropoda; Patellidae.